Messenger RNA from Acipenser ruthenus (sterlet), 3544 nucleotides. Its product is annotated as septin-4. Gene Ontology annotation, molecular function: GTPase activity; molecular adaptor activity; GTP binding. Bases 494 to 2071 code for a protein of 525 amino acids. The transcript is spliced from 13 exons. The record is from RefSeq and is a predicted model, not a curated record. Gene Ontology annotation, cellular component: septin complex; microtubule cytoskeleton; cell division site. Gene Ontology annotation, biological process: regulation of exocytosis; cytoskeleton-dependent cytokinesis. Lineage: Eukaryota; Metazoa; Chordata; Actinopteri; Acipenseriformes; Acipenseridae.
UGGAAAGCAGGCGCUGGUCUCCCCAAAUCCCUUUGAUGGAAGUACUGACCUGUGAAUGUGCAAAUGAUGCGCAUAGGCAAACCCAAAGCAGAUGUUGAGAAAGCAAGCCGUUUAACAAUAGCCAGCCGAUGACAACUUCGGUGUUAAUCCUCUUCAUUGCUAAAGAUUUGUUGCAGAACGGAUUGUAGAAACCGUUGCCAGGUUGAUAUUGUACCAAGAUGCUAUCUACCUGCAGACCAGUUUCAUUGCUCUCAACAAACCACUUCAUACAAACCUCAAGAUCUGGCAUAAGGAAAAAUAUAACUGGAAAAAAACCAGGGCUGACAAUAAAAAACUUUACAGCAUGGUAAAACAGAAGCACAAGCAACACGCUACAGUGGGUUAAUGGUGGCCUGCAGGCUUGACAGCGUUCGAUAGGGGCGAAGGACACAGUGUCCUGCCACUGGGUAUAUAAAGGGACCUCCGAGAGCUCUCUGUCUCUUUGUGAAGUCCAAUGGAUAAGUGGGCAAAAGUGAGGAAGAAGAAGUCUAUCCUCCAAAUGAUCAGGAUGCCGCAGUCUGGAGAAAUCAACGUGGCUCCAGACGGCCUUGAAGACUGCGAUCGCGAGGCUGAGUCGCACUCCGAUGACCACGACAGUCCCGAGGAGAGCCCUCAGCCCGAGGGGGUAAUGCAGUGCUGUGCCCGGCCGAAACAGCUACCGUGCUUCUUCAAGGACGACUCUGAGGACGAGUUAGAGCGGAUCAUGAACGAAUUGCCCAGCACGGCCACCUGGGAGCAGUCAUACGGAGAGGGGAGGGCCACCAGCCCCGACUGGCUGGGGAUUCCCUCUUUCUCGCGGCCCCCCACGACAGGCAGCGUGUGUCCCUCAGGGACAGAAACAGAGCAGACCGAAAAGCUGCUGCUGCCGAGCGUCACACAGGAUGGUAACCCACCUCAAUCUCCCAGUCUGUCCCGGCCAAAGAGCCCCUGGGGGAGAUAUGACCCCUACGAUUCAGCAGAGGACCAAGAGAAGGAGUAUGUGGGCUUCGCUACUCUACCCAACCAGGUGCAUCGGAAGUCGGUCAAGAAAGGAUUCGACUUCACACUUAUGGUGGCAGGCGAAUCUGGUCUGGGGAAAUCCACUCUGGUAAACAGCCUCUUUCUGACAGACCUUUACAAGGACAGGAAGCUGCUCAAUGCUGAAGAACGGAUCACACAGACCGUGGAGAUCACCAAACACUCCGUGGACAUUGAGGAGAAGGGGGUCAAACUCAGACUCACCGUAGUGGACACGCCUGGCUUCGGAGACGCGGUCAACAACACAGAGUGCUGGAAGUCUGUGGCAGACUACAUUGACCAGCAGUUUGAACAGUACUUCCGGGACGAGAGCGGGCUAAACCGGAAGAACAUCCAGGACAACCGGGUGCACUGCUGCCUGUACUUCAUCUCCCCCUUCGGGCACGGAUUGAGGCCGCUGGACGUGGAGUUCAUGAAGGCACUGCAUGAGAAGGUGAACAUUGUGCCCAUCCUCGCCAAGGCGGAUACACUCACCCCUGCUGAGAUUCGAGAAGAGAUUGACCAGUACUGUAUAAAAGUCUACCAGUUCCCUGACUGCGACUCAGAUGAGGAUGAAGAUUUCAAACAACAAGACCAUGAACUGAAGGAAAGCAUCCCCUUUGCUGUGAUCGGCAGCAACACUGUUGUGGAAGCCAAGGGGAAGAGGGUUCGAGGGCGGCUGUACCCCUGGGGCAUUGUGGAAGUUGAGAACACGGCUCACUGUGACUUUGUGAAGCUGAGGAACAUGCUGGUCCGCACGCACAUGCAAGACCUGAAGGACGUGACCCGAGAGACCCACUACGAGAACUACAGAGCCCACUGCAUCCAGAGCAUGACCAGGAUGGUGGUCAAGGAGAGGAACAGGAACAAACUAACGAGAGAGAGCGGCACAGACUUCCCCAUCCCUGUGGUGCCAGCGGGGUCAGACAGCGAGACGGAGAAACUGAUCCGGGAGAAGGACGAGGAGCUGCGGCGGAUGCAGGAAAUGUUACAGAAGAUCCAGGAACAGAUGCACGGGCAGCAGGAUGGAUAUUAACACCCUGCACCCCGUCCCGACCCGCCCUCUCUCUCAUUCAAGGAUUCACUGUGUUUCUCUUGCCCUCCUGUCCUGAACGGACCCUGCAUCUACUAACAAUGCACCUUAAAAGAGAAAAAACAAAUAAACAAACAGUGAUCCUCUCGCAUUCUCAUUCUCAGCCAGGCCACAGCAAACUCGAAAGGAAAUGUGAACGUGGUUGACUGCAGGGCUAACGGAUGACUCUCGAGUCAUGUGAGGCUCACGGAGCUCUCCAGCGUGGCUCUUUUCAGGGAUGGAAAUAAGAUUCAUUGCAUAGCAGUUAGAUCCAUUCCUGGUUUUACUAGGAGUUUAAUAAGACAUGCCCGAGCUUGUUACACACACACACUGGUUACAAGCUUGUUUUAAAACCUGGAGUGAGUGAAACUGCUGUGCAACAGGAGUCUUAUUUCCAGCCAUAUGUUUAAUUUUGUUAGAAACUCUUAAAUGGUUGGAAAGGAUACAAGAGCAAAGUACAGUCAAAAUGCGAAUAAAGCGAUGUUGUGUUUGAAUGCAGCACAUGUGUAAUGAGUACACACAUACUGAAGCGGUGUCUUAGUGCAGCUGCUUAAACCUCAACAGCAGUAUAUAUGUUUGGUCUACAGUGUGUAAAGAGGCUGGCUGCUCUGGUCUGCAGUGUGUAAGAGGCUGGCUGCUCUGGUCUGCAGUGUGUAAGAGGCUGGCUGCUCUGGUCUGCAGUGUGUAAGAGGCUGGCUGCUCUGGUCUGCAGUGUGUAAGAGGCUGGCUGCUCUGGUCUGCAGUGUGUAAGAGGCUGGCUGCUCUGGUCUGCAGUGUGUAAGAGGCUGGCUGCUCUGGUCUGCAGUGUGUAAGAGGCUGGCUGCUCUGGUUUGCAGUGUGUAAGAGGCUGGCUGCUCUGGUCUGCAGUGUGUAAGAUAUUAGAAAUAUCUCAUUUCAGUAUUUUGUAGUGUUCUGAUUAAAUAACAUAACAGCGCGAUUCAUAAAAGGAAAACAAAACAAAACAGUGCAGUGUUAUUUAACUAGGUGUAGGCCUACAGGCAGUGAAUGUGUAGCACUACACUUUUAGAGUUUGGCUUGGUUAAAUAUGCUUCAGCAAGACAACACAGUUUGUUCAAGAUUGAUCAUCUACUGGGAAGGCAGAUGGACAGUCAGUAUUAUUAUCAUCCAUUAGAGCAAGAAAGAAACCAGCAUGAAUGGGACCAAAUUAGAAAGAGACAGCAAGAGUGUGUGUGUGUUCAAAGGGAACGUAGCAUCUUGCAUACACCUGUACAAACGAGACUGCGAAGAGGGGGAUGGGGAGGGAGAGAGGGAAGGGUGUCCGUGUGUUUUGUUCACUCUAAAAAGAUUGUCUUAUUUUGUUACAGUCCCCCUCCCCCCUCUCCCUUUUCAUGUUUGUCAAAUGCAUUGCAUUAAAUAUUUCCAUGUGACAUGAUAACUUUAAGUUCAUAUAGAAAUUAAAAUAAAUAAAUACAAAUA